CCUUUUCCAACUGCGGCGGAUCGCAAUCUCUCCAACCACACGCCACGUCUUCAGUCCGACCUUAAAGCCAUCUCCGAAGGAUUGUUCGUUGCGCCGGUUCUUCCUGUUCUCCAAUUUCUACGCCGCAUCGUGUUGCCCGUACCGCCAUACCACACAUUGGCCGAGCAAGGGCAUUCGGAAAGGGUGUCUGCGGGAAACAACAACAGUCUUAGUUAUUCCGCAAUUGGCAUCAUGAUUGAAGUCCUCUAGAGAAUCCGAGACACAGUUCUGGAAAAAAAAAAAAAAAGGAGGCCGACCAUGGAGGGACUUUUCACUUUGCUCGCAUUGAGCAUUGUGAUGGCAAUUACAUCCUUUGUUGUGGGCUCGUUACCACUUGCAUUUACGCUUUCUUCCUCCCAGUUGCGACUAAUAUCGUCCCUUGGCAUGGGAGUUUUGGUCGGGACAUCCUUGAUUGUGAUUAUCCCGGAGGGGGUAGAAACUUUAUACAGCGCAAACUUACCCAAUGACCGAAAAGCACUCAGCAGUCGUUCGACGGGGGCCAUAACUUGGCAGCACCAGAAUAUUCCGACAGUCGCUACUGCUAUGAUUCACACUCCUGAGGAAAUCAACUCCCUUAAUGUCCCUGUAUCCUCUUCCUCGGAUACAUCGACUUUGUUGCCCAUUUCCGACUCCACGCCGUAUGUCACACGCCGUGAGCAGAAAGGAAAGGAGGAGGCAUCAGACGAAGACAAGAAGAAAGCACACGACGACGAAGGGAGCUCACCACAUGCCUGGAUUGGAAUCGCACUCAUUAGCGGUUUUAUCCUCAUGUAUCUUAUCGACAAGCUCCCGGAAUUCGCAGCGCCGGCCAAACAGCAACGGACGCCAUAUCAUAUUUCUCUCGAUAACCUAGGCUCUGGAUUACGUCGCAAUUCAUCCCCCUCUCGAGAAGGGGGGCUUCUGGAUGCUGGAAAUAGCCCCAGGAGCAGCCACAGCUUCGCAACAACCACCGGGCUUGUUAUCCAUGCAGCUGCUGACGGAAUCGCUCUGGGAGCCUCAAGUUCCGAUACCGGCCUAAGCUUUAUUAUAUUCCUCGCCAUCAUGGUCCACAAGGCCCCAGCAUCUUUUGGUCUUACGUCAAUCUUGUUGAAGCAGGGUCUCUCCAGCCGCGCUGCGAGGGCGCAUUUACUAGUCUUUAGCCUGGCGGCGCCCUUGGGCGCAUUGGCGACUUUCUUAUUUGUACAAGUCAUGGGCUCAGGGUCCAGCAGUGACUUGACUGCUACUCAGUGGAGAACUGGGGUCCUUUUGUUGUUUUCGGCUGGCACAUUCUUGUACGUCGCCAUGCACACGAUGCAGGAGAACAAUCCAAGUGCUGUCUCACGUGAGACACAAGGGAACGGAUAUGGCGACUCAAGAGACAUUCCGUCCAAGUCCAACAAAUCCAUGAGGGAUUUGAUUGCUUCUGUUGUCGGCAUGAUUUUGCCGCUGUUCCUGCAGCUCGGCCAUGUCCACUGAUAUCUUUUUCACGGCCAUCUACUAUUCUUACUGCUAAACUGGACCUUUCCACAGAUUAUAGCGAUAACACACUCAUCUUCAUACCCACGGUUAAAUGUUUGUUUGCAUUUGCAUGGAGAUUUAGCGUUCAGAUUAGGAACAUAGACUAGAAAGUCUUCUGGUGACGGAGCAUGUCUGUCUAUCUACUGGUUGAUG
Aspergillus pseudotamarii is the source of this 1689-nucleotide messenger RNA. RefSeq names its product Mn(2+) transporter ATX2. The coding region runs from base 298 to 1494 and encodes 398 amino acids. The record is from RefSeq and is a predicted model, not a curated record. Gene Ontology annotation, molecular function: metal ion transmembrane transporter activity. Gene Ontology annotation, cellular component: membrane. The transcript has 3 exons. Lineage: Eukaryota; Fungi; Ascomycota; Eurotiomycetes; Eurotiales; Aspergillaceae. Gene Ontology annotation, biological process: zinc ion transport; transmembrane transport.